This is a messenger RNA of Chelonia mydas (Green sea turtle), 1308 nucleotides long. Its product is annotated as sulfotransferase 2B1. The record is from RefSeq and is a predicted model, not a curated record. NCBI's taxonomy places the organism in Eukaryota, Metazoa, Chordata, Testudines, Cheloniidae. Bases 125 to 982 code for a protein of 285 amino acids. The transcript is spliced from 6 exons. Gene Ontology annotation, molecular function: sulfotransferase activity. Gene Ontology annotation, cellular component: cytoplasm. Gene Ontology annotation, biological process: sulfation.
GGCGCUGGAGACCCCUGACUUUCAGGAGAGCAGCUCCCACACCGCUCCUUGCAGCAUAGCUCCCCUUAUCGUGCCUAGGGUCCAGCACUGAUUCUGGGAGGUCUGUCUCUAUCCCAGCCUUGCCAUGGCACGUGAAUACUUCACCCACAAGGGGUUGCUGUUCCCAUGCCUGGAUUAUUCCCCCGAGGCGCUGAGCUACGUGGAGAAUGAAUUCCAGGUGUGGGACGACGACGUCUUCAACGUCACCUACCCCAAGUCAGGCACUAACUGGAUGCUGGAGAUCCUGAGUCUGAUCCGUUGUGACGGGGACCCCAGCUGGGUGCGCAGCGUGCUGAACUGGGAGCGGGGGCCCUGGCUGGAGAGUCACCUGGGGAUGGAGGUUAUCGUGAAAUACCCCCCACCCCGGCUGCUCUGCUCCCACCUCCCCGCGCAGCUCUUCCCCAAGUCCCUGCAGCGCUCCAAGGCCAAGAUCAUCUACACCUUGCGCUGCCCCAAGGACGUCCUGGUCUCGCUCUACCACUUCUCCAAGCUGCUGCGCCUUUUCAAGGACCCUAGCUCACUGGAUUCCUUCUUCGAGGACUUCCUGAGCGGGAAUGUGGCCUAUGGCUCCUGGUUCGACCACGUCACCGGCUGGAUGGGGCUGAAGGGGAAUGAGAACUUCUUCCCCAUCACCUACGAGGAGCUGCAGCAGGAUCCACUGGGCAGCGUGCGGAGAAUCUGCCACUUCCUGGGGAAGGAGCUGAGUGAGGAGCAAGUGGCCGCUGUGGUGGAGAACGCCUCCUUUCAGAGCAUGAAGGGGAACAAAAUGUCCAACUUCUCCCAGGCGGAGGACCAAUACGUGGACCACCAGAAGGGGGAGCUCUUGCGGAAAGGGAUCUGUGGUGAUUGGAGGAACUAUUUCUCGGAGGCGCAGAGCCAACGAUUCGACACUGUUUACCGGGAGCGGAUGCAGGGUCUGGGCAUGACCUUCCCCUGGGACUGACGGCCCUGCGCCCGCCACGUCUGUGCCCGCAAUACACCAGCCCUGCGCCACCCACGUGCUGCUGUGCUUAGUGUGCCCUGGGAGAUGCCCCCUGGGGCAGCGUCACUAGCGCAUCUGCAAUAGGCAGAGCCGGCUGGGGCGUGUGUCCAGCAGAGGUCAGCUCUGGAUUCUAAGAAAUAAAACCAGGUGACAUGGCAGCAGGAACUUACACACACACACACACACUCUCUCUCUCUCUCCCCUGCCCCCAUGCCCCCCGCCCCCAUUCCAAGGGGUGUGAUUGCUGGUGACCCAGUUCCCAGGUAGCGCCCGGCAACACCCCCAGG